Messenger RNA from Ooceraea biroi (clonal raider ant), 1343 nucleotides. RefSeq lists its product as uncharacterized. Lineage: Eukaryota; Metazoa; Arthropoda; Insecta; Hymenoptera; Formicidae. Gene Ontology annotation, molecular function: odorant binding; olfactory receptor activity. Gene Ontology annotation, biological process: detection of chemical stimulus involved in sensory perception of smell; sensory perception of smell. The record is from RefSeq and is a predicted model, not a curated record. Gene Ontology annotation, cellular component: plasma membrane.
AUCUAAACUGAAUUUCACAGUUAAAUGCAUCUCGAUAUUCGUAGAGAUAUGAUCUACAUACAAGCACAUUUCAAUCUCGCCCGGAUUCUCAUGCUUGCGAUUGGUUUGUGGCCUUAUCAGCAAACAAAACUUGUUCAAGUUCAGUUAAUUUUGAUUUCGAGUAUCCUGUCGAGCUUUAUUGUGUUCCAGUUUACAACAUUUAUAACUACCGAAUGCUCUCCUAAUCUCGUUAUUAAAAUUCUCACUUGUUCAUUAUUUGCUGCUUCACCUAUGAUCAUACAUAAUUCGUUUUGGCUUAAUAUUCAUACCGUGAAAUGUUCAUUUGAACGACUUCAGGAUAUUUGUAAUGAGCUAAAAGAUGAGAGCGAAAUUGCUAUCAUAAAAAGAUAUGGGAACGAUACGAAACGUUAUACACUUCUAAUUUUCUUGUGUGGCAUAUGCGGUAUAGUUUUCUUUAGUUUUCUGCCACUUUGGCCGCAGAUACUUAGUACUGUCCUCCCCAUUAAUAUGUCUCAAACACACCGUAUAAUGCAUAUUAUGACUGAGUACUUCGUUGACCGAGAAAAAUAUUUCUAUUUAAUUCUGCUGCAUAUAAAUACAGCUACUUGCAUUGGGAUGACAGUAGCAAUAGCAACGGGAACAGUGCUGCUUGGAUGUAUCAUACAUGCAUGUGGACUGUUUAGUAUUGCUAGAAAAAUUAUUUACAGUUAUCGUAUUAAACAGGCAAUGACAAUCAAUAUGAUGAAAAAUGCUAACCAGGAGAAUCAGAUCCUAAUUUACAGGAAAAUAGUUUGUGCUGUAAACAUGCAUUGCAAAGCUAUGGACUUCUUAGAAUUGUUAAUGUCCUCAUUUGAAGGAAUGAUCUUUCUUGUGACAGUGAUUGAUGUAAUUAUUGUGAGUCUUAGUCUUUACGGAAUUGCAUCAUCUAGAGAUAACAUCUCCGAAUUUUUUUUAUAUCUUGUAUGCAUCAGUACUACUUUCGUGUACAUAUUCGCAGCCAACUAUUUGGCACAAGAUAUUACGGAUCACAACAACGAUAUAUUUGUGACCGCAUACGACUUCCAAUGGUAUACGGCAUCAUUACGUGUACAGAAGAUGAUGCUGUUCAUGCUACAAAGAGGCACAAAAGUUUUCUAUAUGACUAUUGGUGGAUUAAUUGUGGGAUCUCUACAGAAUGCAGCCGCGGUAAAAUUGUGUAAUAUCUUAGGUUAACAAGUGCCUCGAUAUCUUAUUUCACCGUUCUUUAUUCUAUGCAAAAUUGAUAGCAAGAGGGAAGCAUAGCUGAAGAACGAAACUAUAAGAAUGUGUACAUUUAUAAAAAAUAAAGAAUCAAGCAUGCUGAA